AUGUGUAGCUCUUCCGUGCGAAAGGCUCUGGCGGAGGACCAGUUUCCGGCAGUGCCGAGGUGCCCUAGUGGUGAGAAUGAGAUUGAUCCCAGCGAUGGCUGGGAUCUGGAUUUCUGCAUGGAGGAGACGGUGCGGCCUGAGCUGCGCCUUUACUGCGGGACUCGCCCGGACGUGACACUGAGCUGCAAUGGCGGCCGCAAGCUCCUUGCUCAUCGCCGUGUCCUCUCAGAGGUCAGCUACUUCGAAUCACUCUUUGAAGGACACUUUGCAGAGCGUGGGACUGACCUGGUGAAGGUGGACGAGGACCUGGAUAUUUUCUUGGAAGUCGUUCGUUGGAUCUACUGUCGCAGUGCCACUAGUGACAAGGAUAUGGCACUGGAUCUGUUGCGCUUGGCAGAGUUCUACGGCAUCGAUGGCCUAAUAGAUCACGCGGCUCGAGUUCUGGCUUCACCAGCCCUGGGCACUGCCCUUAGAAGUUUGUUCGCUCGUCUGCUCAUGCUGACGGCUUAG
Messenger RNA from Symbiodinium natans, 510 nucleotides. Lineage: Eukaryota; Dinophyceae; Suessiales; Symbiodiniaceae. The record is from the annotation of a GenBank genome assembly.